CUAAGUGACAGUAUAAAACGGAUGUUCCUCAUCGCGCGAGGCAUUAAGGGAUACUAUUUUGAACGAGGCAUGGAGCCUGCACCGGUGAUCGCGUUAUUUACGCUUCUUGUGAUAACCAUCAAAGGGCAGGGCCAAGAACCGUACGACCCAAAUCGACUACCGCCGCCAGGAAAAUCAUACUGCCCUCCUGUGGCGCAAUGUCCAACAGGCUGUCUUAGCGCUACGGAGACGUUCUAUGACGAAACCGGCUGCCAGCAUUGUCGGUGCGUGGGCGAGUCGCCCCCACUCCUGCCGCCCCCGCAUCCACAACACCCUCCACCGCCAGGCUGGCAAGAGAUUCCGCCGCCGAAUCCGCACCCACCACGAUCAGAUGGGCUGCCGCCGUACCCGCCACCUCCCGGUAUAGACUACCCACCACUUACGCUGCCGCCGCCCGGUUUCCAGGGUCCAAAUGGGCCGCCCCCACAAGACUGCUUAGCUCCAACUUGUCCGAACGACUGCAUGGUAGGAGUGGAAUAUUUUCUGCUUCCGGACAAUUGCGAAGGAUGCCGAUGUAACCUUGACUGUCGGCCGCCGAUGUGUCCGAAGUGUUCGCUAAACGGAGUCGAGUAUUUCGUUGAUCCAGUAACUGGCUGUGAAGAAUGCCGCUGUAAAUUGUGCGGACCUGCCGUAUGUCCGGAUGGCUGUCCGAACGGAAUCCAAUACUCCACGAAGGCUGGGUGUAAAGUGUGUCAGUGUAAACCGUGUCCGAAACCCAGGUGUCCAAAAACGUGUCCAUGGGGUACAGUUUUAGUGAAGCACAAAUAUAUCGACUGCAAAAUCUGUCAAUGUCGAGUGUGCAAGAGACCUACCUGCCCGGCUAGAUGUAAAUACGGGAAUAAGAUUAUAAAAGACCCAGUCGGACCUUGUCCAAAGUGCGUCUGUGACUGGUGUGCACCUCCUGUGUGUCCUGUAAACUGCAGAUACGGGACACAGAUUGAAACACUUAAAAAGUCAGGCUGUAAAAAGUGUAUAUGCCAGCCAUGUCCUCCGAUCUCGUGUCCAAACAACUGCCUUGUGGGUACUAACAUCACAAAGAACCCACUCACAGGAUGCAAGAUGUGUAUUUGCAAAAAGUGCCAGCCCGCGGCGUGUCCCGUGAGCUGCCCAUACGGACUGGAGGUGAUCAGAAACCCGAGGACGCGGUGCGAGGAGUGUAGGUGUCUAAAAUGUUCUCCCACGGUCACGUGUCCUCAAAACUGUCAGAGAGGGACACAAAUGAUAACGGACAGACAGACAGGCUGCAGCAAAUGUGUGUGUAAAAAGUGCCCCCUAACGACCUGCCCUCGUGUAUGUCUGCUGGGGACGAUGAAGGUGCCGAAUCCGGGUGCAAGAGGCUGCAGCAAAUGUAUAUGUAAACCAUGCCCCAAAUUAAUUUGCCCCAGGGAUUGUGCUAGAGGGACGCAAGUGACCAGAAACCCCAGAACAGGGUGUUCAUCAUGCUCCUGCAAAACAUGCCCUCCACCAGUUUGUCCAAAGUGCAACUACGAUAUCAUGUUCUUCAGAGAUAAUACAGGGUGUAUCAGCUGCCAGUGCAAACCCUGCCCGGGACCUGUCUGCCCACAGCAUUGCUCGCUGGGAGUGACACACGUACAGCUGAAGAAUGGAUGCACCAAAUGUGAAUGCAAAACGUGCCCACAAACGAUAUGUCCUAAAAAUUGCAUCUACGGAAAGUUUUAUACCAAGAACCAACACAAUUGCCUGGAAUGUUCAUGCAAGCCUUGCGCCACGCCAAGAUGCCCGGCCGCGUGCCGUUACGGAGUGGAAUAUGUCCAAGACAAAUACAGAUGCACGUUCUGUCGAUGUAAAAACUUUGUGUGUCCUCCAGUACCUUCCUACUGUUCUCGCUGCCGUUUCGAGGCCUACUACUACAAAGACAACCUAGGCUGCACCAAGUGUCGGUGCAACUUCCCCGAAGCCGUAUGCCCGCCGAUGCCUCCAUGCCGAAUUUUCUGUUCCGCAGGAUUUGGCGUAGACUACCGAGGCUGUCCCGUCUGCUCGUGUCACCAAGGUGGUGGUGACCAGCAGAAAAGAUGAUUGGCAUAAAUGGGAUCCCUGGACACCCAAAAGGAAACCUUCUGCAGCCACAUGUCGAAAACCAGAAAUCUUUAAUCAGUUUGGAACCGAAAUAACUGAAGUUACAUGUCAAAUAAAGCGGCGUGGUUUGACUGAGAUCCUUCGAAACCCAUAAGGACAUUAAACAGAGCCGUGUGACUUUUAAAAAAAAAUCCUGAGAUAUAGAUCUUACCAGUAUGCAAGAACUGAAAUAACCGGAGCUAUAAAACAUGUUCGAGAUGGGAUUUGACAUUUAUAGCGUGACCCCACAACGAGAAUGAAUUCUGAUAUAGCAAACCGGAUCUGAAGACGGGUGGUUUACCAUAUGGGUUUCGUUGGCAGAAAGUUGUUGUGUCUGACAUUAAUCCCUAUGAAGAAAAAAAUCUGUUCUGUUAGCAAAUUGGGUUUUGAUGUUGAAUUAUUUAUAUAAUAUGUUUUAUUUGCAA
This is a messenger RNA of Gigantopelta aegis, 2540 nucleotides long. Its product is annotated as kielin/chordin-like protein. The transcript has 21 exons. NCBI's taxonomy places the organism in Eukaryota, Metazoa, Mollusca, Gastropoda, Neomphalida, Peltospiridae. Bases 22 to 2076 code for a protein of 684 amino acids. The record is from RefSeq and is a predicted model, not a curated record. Gene Ontology annotation, molecular function: serine-type endopeptidase inhibitor activity.